AUGGCGUUGGCUAGCGGUCACUGGCAGGACAAAGAGAUGAAGGGAGAGGCACCAUGUCCCAGAUAUGGCCAUGCUUCAGCAUUGGCAGGAAAUGUCCUCUUCCUCUUUGGAGGAGCCUCUAACAACAACCAAGAGGUGACUUUGAACAACCCUCUUUACUUUGAUGACUUCUACAUGCUAACAGUAUCUCCAGAUGAUGUAACAUGGGAGCAGAUUCCUCAGAAUGGUGAUGUUCCCCCAGCCAGACAAGGGCAUACCCUCUGUGUUGUUAAAGGGAAGGUGUAUCUGUUUGGAGGAGUGUCAAAUCCCAAAGCUACUGAAUGUCUCCCGGGAGUCUUCAGUUUUGACAUAGUGUCCCUGACCUGGGAUUGCCUAACUACUGGAGGUGUGACACUGAGAACCAUGGGACACAGCUCUGUUGCUGUGAGAGAUAACAUCUACGUAUAUGGAGGAACUCUACGGGGGACACCAACUGAUGACCUCAUGGUCUUUAACACAGUGUCUUACACUUGGACACCAGUUAAGACGAGUGGAUCUCCACCUCCAGCCAUAUUUGGACAGGGUUUUGCUCUGGUUGGUGACCAGGUUUUCAUGUUUGGGGGUUAUGGAGCCAGUGGAGAAUUCUGUAAGGACCUUCACGUCCUUAAUAUUGAAAACCUGGAAUGGCAGAAAUGGGAAUCAAAGGGAGACUAUCCUGCAGCCUGCAGUGGACAUACAUUGACUGCACACCAUGACAAGGAUAUUUACCUGUUUGGAGGAAAAAGCAAUGAUGACCACACAGUGACAUCAACAAAUGAAAUCCACAAAUUCAGUAUUGCUAAGAUGAAAUGGAAGGUCCCUUUGUACAUUGGUAUCCCUCCGGCCCGACGAAAUGGACACACUGCCUUUAUCGUUCACAGCCAUUUGUACAUAUUUGGAGGAAGAAAUGAAGAGCAGGAGUUUAAUGACCUGAAAGUGAUGAAACUUAUCAAUCCUUCAGAGAGGCAACCAGUCAUGAAGGAGAUUUUUUCUGAAUUUGGUCUUCAAGGAAUCAGUCACAGUUUCACUCCUACAAAAAUUCCAAAUGUUCGCUAUGAACUAAAUGAAUCUACUCCAGCCCACCAGUCCAAGAUUUCAACAUCUCUUCUUCUGCAGAUAUUUGUCCACAGAGACUUUAGUGCAGUUCGAGACAAGGCGAUGUCAAUGAUCCAGACAGCGUUCGCUCUCCUGGACCAGGAAUUCCAGAAGCUGGAUCAGGAGAAGAAAGAGUUGUCCAAAUCUGCUGCUGCUCUGGAAAUGGCAAGAGAGGACCUUGAGGCUCAGAAACAACAACACCAACAGGAGCUACAGGAGUUGCUGGACAGACAUCGCUUUCAAAAUGAAGCAUGGCUUCGAGCCCGAGCUGAGGAGAAUGACAGAGAGAGAAAGGAGCUCUGGCGAUUGAGGGAAGAGGUGCUGCAAGAGCAAGAAAGACUGAAGGAGGAGCACAGCAGCAUCCAGAAACGUAGCGAGCAUCUUCUGUCUAUUAUGCAGCAGUUUAAGGGAAUGUAA
Molecule: messenger RNA, 1530 nt
Organism: Nerophis lumbriciformis (worm pipefish)
Lineage: Eukaryota; Metazoa; Chordata; Actinopteri; Syngnathiformes; Syngnathidae
Source: RefSeq, a predicted model, not a curated record